Mycena citricolor is the source of this 1161-nucleotide messenger RNA. Lineage: Eukaryota; Fungi; Basidiomycota; Agaricomycetes; Agaricales; Mycenaceae. The record is from the annotation of a GenBank genome assembly.
CGACAACAGUUCACAUGCAUGCAUGCAUCCGAUCCCUUUCCGCAGGGAGUACUUGGCCAAGAUGUCGUCUUGGGACGCCACCAAAGCAUCACGGGCAAGAUGAACAACCCUUCCAGGUUUCCAUGACUGCUACCGGCAAAGCACCGCCUCUAUCUGCCGUAUACUAAGAAAGAAUCCGCAGUCAUAGGAAUGGCCUUCUACGAUGCAUGCUCAGUUCUCACACUGACACGGUACGAUAUCCGCUUGACUGACCCGGUCCCGAAUCCAGCAACCCCACCUCAGUGAUCAGUAACUGAUCACGAUCCUGUCCAGCCUCGUCCGGAUGCAUAUCCUUUCGAUUUACAGUGGCUGUCCUGAAUUCGGACCCGCCUUUUCACUAUUCCCAUGCACAUCGUACGCCUCCCAGAACUGCUGGCCCUGGCUCUUGUUAUCAGCGACAUUCCAUUCAGCGUUUGUGCCGCUCGCUGUCUUGGAAGAGGAUGCUUGAGCUCAGAUGACACACCUCAACGCAGGGACAGCACCCUCCACUCCAGAUCGCUCUCCCACCCAAACAUGAUCGCUGUCGUUGCCGGUGUGGUCGCCGGAGUCUCGGUCUUCCUUUUCGCUAUCCUCGUGGUUAUUCUCGUUGUUCAGAGUCGCCGCGAUAAGAUUCAGAAAGUGGACACUGAAGGCGCAGUUCAGUUAGAAACCGCCAAACCCGAAUUUGCGACCCUCGUUCCACAAGCGAAGCCAUCGACUGCGGUCGAGCAUGCCGCAUCUCGGCUGCCUCAAUCUGUUCCUUUCGUUUCAGAGUGGUAUCCGAAUGAGCCUGCGGCCGGCACAAACUCGGGACUGCCACUCUCCAGCGCCACGAUGAGCUCCUCCAAAGAGACACAGGCUCAAAGCACGUUGUCCGAACCCCGCCGAAAGGCCACCCACUCUCGUUCUCUCACAAUUCAGCUUCCUCCUCGCACGAGACCGACGUUUUGGGCAUGCCAAACGGGCAUUCGCCCGCGCAAACGGGCAUUUGAUGGGCAUUUGACAGGUUUGGCGUGAAAUUGAUGCAAUCAGGCAUGCAUGCCCGUUUGCGGGCAUGCCAAGCCAACAUUUUGGCAUGCCUCAGGCCAUAGAUAAUUUGUAUUUACUCGUUGUAGGCUUCUCUAUGGGCUGUAUUUAAGCAUG